Molecule: messenger RNA, 2815 nt
Organism: Oryzias latipes (Japanese medaka)
Lineage: Eukaryota; Metazoa; Chordata; Actinopteri; Beloniformes; Adrianichthyidae
Source: RefSeq, a predicted model, not a curated record
ACAGUCAAUAGAAGAAGGGUAAGAAGUAGAAAAAAAGAAUCUUCUGGAUAUUCUUUUGGAUAUUUUUGUCUUGUUAAAAUUUAAAUAAUUCACCAUAGUUAAAUUUAAAUGUAGCACGUGUUACAAAAACAUUAUCAAAAAACGUGAAUUAGCUAACUCGCUUUCUAAAUAAUGUAUUGGUCAGCCAGGCAAGAAGUUUGAAAUGAGCAGACACGAGCCGGGCGUCGCGCGCACCAUGGCUCCUCAGGAGAUGCUCGUCGUUCGCCAACACAAUUCUUCUAUAAAUGCACAGAAAGCUCAAUUGACUUACAAAUUGUUCCUGCUGGAAAAAGCCCGAAACACGCUUGAUCAAGAACUUCGUAACUUCUCCAAAAAGGUUUAUGGAGAAGUCCAGCAUGCUCUGAAUUCGUCUUUACCUGCCAGUGUAUUCAGUGAUCUCACAAAAGCUUUAGAUCUAAUGCUGCAAAAUAUUCUGAAACUUUCAGAAAUGCUUAAAGAUCUAACAGUUGAUUCACCUGUCUGGCCUGUUUGUAAAAAUGGAAAGAGGUCCAAUAACCCUCAAACAUGUGGAACAAAGAGAAUGAAAGUGAGUCUCAUGCCAGUCGGCAUCCAGUUUGGGCUGAUGUUGAAAAAGUCCCUCAUUUCCAGGCCCAUGGCCAAUACGGUGCAGGUACUUGUUGCCUCUCUGUCCCAUCGCUGCAUGAAACCUUUUAGGCUACAACCAGCUCUCAUUCUGCACGACAGCAUCAACGAGGCGUCCGCUACAAGCUCCUCCCACCGAUCAAAGGAAGACAAAGAAACUGUUUUUGUGGAGAAAAGGAAAGCGGAGUCUGUCUGUGUUCCACCUGCUGUGGCUCAGAACCAUUUGAUCAGUGAAGAAAAGCCACAAGCACCGCUGCCUCCCUUACAAGCUUUGUUCUCAGAGAACAGUAACCCUAAACCACUAGUUAUCUGGGGACAAGGCAAUAAAGUCCAACACCAAAAACAAACAUCCUGCCAGCUGCUGCACUUCAUCAAAGCAAAAACUAAAAAAAAGGAUGCGCUUGAUUCCACCGUUUUUGGGAGGACUGAAGGAAGAAACGAGGCGAAGAAUUCAGAAAUUUCUCAGACAAUUUCGAUUUCAGCUACCUACAGAACGCAGAUCAAGCAGCUCCCAACAGGCCAGACCAGUGCUCUGGCCUCAGAGACUUUAGCCACAAACGCUGACAACCCAAACUCCGUCUUCAGUGUAAAAAGGGUUAACCCAAGCGGAAAUGUGGUUUACAGUUGUAUGAUUAUGACAGAAACGGAGUUGUGGGAUGUUGGGGAAAUCUGCACAGAGAUGAUGCAGAGUGAGACUUUGCACAACACCUCAGAGUACCAGGGCCUUCAAAAUACAUUCUCUGAGGCAACAAACUACACUGAAAACAUUGAUCGUGUUCCCCAAAACAUGCACCUUAGAGAACCUGAACUGGAGAACAGUUCUGCUCAUUCUCAAACACCAAUUCCCAACAAUGUGAGUAUUCCCGACUUUGAGAUCUGUCGAUUUGAAGAAGCGGAGGUCGUGGUGUCUCACAUUAGAAGUCCAAGUGCCUUCUACAUCCAACGUGCUGACUCCAAUGAGAAGCUGCAGGCUCUUGUCAAAUACAGCAGUGAAAUCAGCCCCUCAUACGCAGAGCAGAACUGCAUUCCAGACAUUGGUACCCUGGUAAUGGGCAGGUUCUGUGAAAAAGAUCAGUGGUUCAGAGCUCAGGUGAUAAAGAUCUGUGGAGUGAGCCCAGAUGAUGUUUCCAUAGAAGGUGCUGGAUAUAAAUCAUCAGUCAAGGUGGAUGUGAAGAGAUUAGACUUCGGAGACACCUGUUGUCUGUCCCUCUUGAAUCUAACGGUCCUUCCUGCAGAAGCAGCAGCUCUACCGCUUCAGGCUCUACAGGUUUCCCUGGCGAAUGUAAUGCCCAUUAAUGGAAUAGAUUGGUCUGACGAGGCAGUGGGUUGGUUCAAAACCAUGACGCAUAACAGAACGCUCUAUGCCAGACUUUACCCACAGAAACACACCGUUACAGUGGAGCUGUUCCUGGAAAAGGGAAAGAUGGGAGGGAUGAGGAGAGGUGCACCUCUGUCUAUGAGGCUGGCCCAGAAUGGCCAUGCAAGACAUACCCAACACCAGUAUACUGACCUGGUGAGAAAAAGAGCUGUUGAAGUUAAAGCUCGAAAACAGCACUCCGACUGGGAGAAGUACGUCAUCUCCUGCUACAUCCAGCCUAAGAAGUAGUUAAGAAAACGGGGAAGAAACCCAAAUCAGCCUUUCAGCCUGUCUACUCAUUAGUUUGAAGCUGACUUUAGUCAACCUGCUGUUAAAGUGAAUGUUAGUUUAAGUGUUGUUGUUUGCUUCACUUUUAAUAGCCAGGUCCACAACACGCUGGCUUACGCUCAACUGAACUUCCACGUUCACCAGAACCUUCUUCCAUUGAAUUCAUCUGACAAAUACACAUAAGAUGCAACAACACAUCUGCUAACUAAGUCUUUGCAAGUUCUUUGGAACUUUGUUGUGUUUUUUUCUUUUUGGUAAAAAUGUAUGCAUAUAUAUGUAAAAUGUCUGAAUAUUAUUUAGAGUUUGGUGUAUUACUGUUAGGAAAUGUUGAUUCCUGUGAAAGGAAAUAAGGUUAAUUUAGUUAUAUUGAUCAUCAAAGUUGUAAUUUUGGAUUUUCUGUUUUAUUGUAGCAUACUGUCUUAAAAAAAUAAAUCUAGGAGUGUUUGCCUGUUUAAGUUUAAUAGUUUUCCUUUUAACAACUCCAUCCUUCUGUUUAAAAAAUAAAUGUUUAUGAUUCUUUACCCUGCA